AUGAACCACGCAUCGGAUUAUCGGCCUCUCCACGGAGAUCAGCAGUAUUGGCAGAUCGCAGAUGAUGGCCAGAGCCAGCCCCAAGGCUAUCGUCGUAAUGACGAGAGCCCGCCAGUCUUCACGGAUGACCGUAACCGCCCAGAUGUCUUUCGGAAUAUCGACGGUGACUCGCAGAAAGUUACGGGUAACGAUCAGAACCAAACAAGAGGCUCUUCUAGCACUGUCAAGAAUCCGGAACCCGAGUCAACCGCUCAACAGCAGCCGAGUCGUCUGGGCUGGCUCGCCAAGCUCAGCAUUUUCACGUCACUGCUGACCCUGGCAAUCGCUUUCGUCCUUCUCUCCUGGCUUUGGUGGACACCAAGGGAAGACGCGGCGUGGCGCGCCUGGGUGGUCGUCCCGAACCGCCUCCAAUUGACCAUCACACUCGCCAGUGUGUGCAUCCGGACCGCCGUCGGUAUCCUGACGUCAAUCUCGACGGCCAUGAUCGCUUCCGUCGCAGUCGAGACGGGCGGCGUCCAUCUCCCAGACGUGGCACAAGUUUCCAUCACUCGGUUUUCCAGCAGCGGUCCUCUUUCCCUGGUCCUAGUUGGACUUCGGGGUUCAUUGGCCGAGAGGCGAAUGCGCUUCCUGCUCACGCUCCUCGUCAUCACAACGUUUGCUGCUCAAUUCAGCUCAACCAUACUUCUUUCGGACCUCGAAACACGCCGGAUUUCUUCCUUUCCGGCGGAAACCCCUAAUUAUUUCGGAUUUGGCGAUCGUGGCGUCCCUGAUGCGUUUAGAGAGAUCGCACGUCAGGACGGGAUGUACGGCAGUUUUCGUCGAAGACCACUUUCUCCGAUAUUUGCGGAAUACUCUCUGCCUGGCAUCGCUGCAAGUGGGGUGGAUGAUACUGGCCUUAAUGUCAGAGCAUUUCUUCCAUUCCCUUCCGUGGAGGAACGCGAAGCUAUCAGCAAGUUCACUGGCAUGUCCCAUGUCUUUGAUUCACGGGUCAUCUGUACAGCCCCGAAAGUCGAAAACCUCGACAUCGAUACCUUGGACAGAAUAGGCCCCGGCAACAAAACCGUGAAAGUGGCACUACACUCUCUCGCCCAGGUGCAAGCGCCUCCCCUAGCUACUCACCUUGAAGUUGCUGCUUUUAAGUGGUGA
Colletotrichum karsti is the source of this 1146-nucleotide messenger RNA. RefSeq lists its product as uncharacterized. The coding region runs from base 1 to 1146 and encodes 381 amino acids. The transcript has a single exon. Lineage: Eukaryota; Fungi; Ascomycota; Sordariomycetes; Glomerellales; Glomerellaceae. The record is from RefSeq and is a predicted model, not a curated record.